AUGGUAAAAAAACAAGAAGUUCCAAAAAGACUAACCAAGGAGCAAAUGCGAAAACUAUUGCUAAGUGCUAAAAAAAAAGCAGAUAAAAUGCCGGAAGAGGAAGGUAGUUUUCGCUUAGAAGAUACACUUAUUAAGGAACAUGGAAAAGAAGAAAUUGGCAAUUUAAUUAUCUACACCAAAGAAAUUCACCUCAAUAGUUUAUUUGCUUACUCCUUAGCAGGUUUAAAAAGUGAUAUGCCUAAUUUCUCAGAGCAUUUUGGUUUCCGUAAACUAAUUAACACUACUGCUCAUGAAUUAGCUCACUGCUUAUUAGCCAAUUACAAACUGGACUUUGGACGAAAACAUGAACCUGAACAUACUGAAUUAACCAAAGACAUCGAGACCUUUUUAUUAAAUUUGCCAGAAGUUAAGGAGUUGGAGAAAUUACAGAAAUUUCAAUGA
Funneliformis geosporum is the source of this 441-nucleotide messenger RNA. Lineage: Eukaryota; Fungi; Glomeromycota; Glomeromycetes; Glomerales; Glomeraceae. The record is from the annotation of a GenBank genome assembly.